UUAGGAUGAACAAAAAUCCAAGUCUCUCCUCAAUGGCUUCUCAGUCAUCCCUCAGCAAGCUUUCGAUGACCGGAAAAAAUGUGACAAUGACACUGAGGAAAAAUAAGGGCACAACUUUUAGAAAUUUAAAACAGAGCAGGUCUCAACCUGAACUUCUAUCUGUCAAAGACAUGAUCAAUGUGCAGACUAAGCAUGGCUCUCCAUUCGGAAUCACAGAGUAUACAGUUCCUAAAGGAGCGCAUUUGUUCCCAAAUAAAAUUCCAACAAUGCAUGCCAAGUGCGCCACAGGGCUUGUGGAUAGCUUCAAAUAAGCUGCAUGCCUACACCCCAAGUCCUGCUGCUUACGACCAACCCAACAACUGGAAAAGUUCUAUAUUAGGAAACAUGAAAGGGGGAAAGAAGAACACUUACAUCGAACAAAUCUGCAGAGAAGAGAAAAUUAAGCCUAAACCAGGUCCUGGGGCCUACAAACCCUCCAUUAAUUUCACACAUAAGAGAAACUCCUUAGGUGUAAUUGACAAAGGAGAGAGAGUUCCCUUCACCUCGAAUGCUGAAUGGCUAGCAACACAGAGUCCUGCUGGAACUUAUACUGAAAAGAUCAAGCUUCCUGCCCCUUUCAAGCACAAUGUGAAAAAGAAAGGAUGGAGAGUCCAGAAAGUCGAUGGGCCUGAUCCACAAUCGUACAGCCUCAAAGAAGCUGCAAUCGACAAACAAGUCAAUAAAGUUUCCCCAUCUUGGAAGCAGAGUAAGGGCAAGAGAAAGUUCUUCACGGAUAAAGCUGAGAAGAAAAGUCAGCAAUCCCCUGGAGCUGGGAUGUACAACACUAUUGAUUACAGCAAGAUUCAUAGAAGAUUGACUACAAGAAGACAUUAACAAUGCAUUAAUUUCUGUAUGUAUUCAGAUACUA
Molecule: messenger RNA, 907 nt
Organism: Moneuplotes crassus
Lineage: Eukaryota; Ciliophora; Spirotrichea; Euplotida; Euplotidae
Source: the annotation of a GenBank genome assembly